UCAGAUGUGAAGCGUUAGCGUUCGAGAGCGGACGUGUCCGGCGGUGGUUCCGUGUGUUUCAGUACUAUUACGGCUGUAUUCGGUGGUGGUUAAUGGUACUCCUUUGGCAGCCGAUGCGUUUUUUUUUUCUUGUGUUUACGGUGAAGAAGUCAACGUUCUAAGCCGAGAGGCCGCGAGUGCUCGUAAUCGUGGUAAUACAUAGUGGAAGAGAGGUCGCGUUGGAUGUAAGCGCCUCCCGAGGGUUGUAUUGGUGGAAGUGCUGGAAGAUUGAUUACUACUCAAGUUCGGAAAGUGUGGAGUAAGGAGGAAAAGAAGCUGCAAAUGCAUUUGGCCAUGCUGCAGGGUGUGUGCGGGCAGUUGCACUAGAUUUGAGAGAUCAUGGGCACGGCGACUUUUCCGUCGUUGGUGGUGCUGCCGCCGAUGAAAACAAAGAAGCAUAAUACCACUACCACUACCGGGGGAAGUGUCGUGACCGCCAGCACCACUACAGCGAAAAAAGUCCGAAAUAAUCCGAAGAAGAACCUAUGGAAUAACAACAGUUCCGCUGGAGUGCUGGAUCAUCGGUUGCUGGCAAUGGGGGUCCCAAGUGACCCUGAAGUGUCGUCGUCGUUGUCGCCUUUGGGGCAAUGCAGUAUCCAGCUGUUGAACGGUAGCAGCAGCAGCACUGGCCAGCAUCCGGCGACAGAGCGACGGCGAAUGUCGGAAGCCGAGCGGAGACAUCGCUGGCGACGGCAGUGUUCCUCAACUGGGGGGCUCCGUUGGGGAACGUCGACGGCGGUGGGUGUGUUAGUGUUUAUCGUAGUAUUUAUUGAUCUAUUUUGUGCGAGUGCAUCGUCAUCGAUUCAUAGCGGUAGUAGCGGCAGUCAUCGAACGCUGGAACAUGCAGCAGUAGAAGCAGCGCUAGCAGAUCUUAGACUUUCGGAGAUUUAUGGAAAAGGUAUGACAGCUCCUGCCGUAUGCCAUUCAUUUUGUUAAGGUAAAAGGUAAAAUUAAAAUACAGUAUAAAAGCCAUCUGGUUAAAUAAUCAGCAAAAGUGCCUGGCAAUUAUCUCCGCUGUUAAAACACUAAUAAAAACAAUUUUCCUCACUUUUACUCGCCUUUCGCGAGUGGCAAGAGUGCUUGCAACCGAGCAAAUCAGCUGACAUUGCCACCGUGGUGCUGACCUCUGGACCACUGGAAACUGUUUAGGAAUGCAUUUGGCGAGCGUCGCGACGCGUCGGCCAUCGUAUAAUUAAGGUGAAAGUCACGCGAAAGCUUUUUCCCCGAGGAGAGAUGUUGAUGGUGGCAAACCGAUUACGGCGGCAUCUCUAAUUGUUUC
Messenger RNA from Culex pipiens pallens (northern house mosquito), 1318 nucleotides. RefSeq lists its product as uncharacterized. Lineage: Eukaryota; Metazoa; Arthropoda; Insecta; Diptera; Culicidae. The record is from RefSeq and is a predicted model, not a curated record. Bases 379 to 975 code for a protein of 198 amino acids. The transcript is spliced from 2 exons.